Caenorhabditis briggsae is the source of this 471-nucleotide messenger RNA. NCBI's taxonomy places the organism in Eukaryota, Metazoa, Nematoda, Chromadorea, Rhabditida, Rhabditidae. Bases 1 to 471 code for a protein of 156 amino acids. The transcript has 2 exons. The record is from RefSeq and is a predicted model, not a curated record.
AUGAAUCUCAUUUUAUUGCUCCUGCUCCCUAUCCUGGCUCAAUGUGCUCCGUCCCAAUUGCUCUACGAUUAUGACAAAGAAGUGAGCUAUGACAACGACAUAGAGUCAGCGAGCGCUAAUCCCCAUCAAUCUCCCGUGGACUUUUUCAAAAAUGCACCGUCUGAGGUCCAGUUCCAAGUUUUGCUCUUCACACAACAACCGGCACUUCUCACCCAGAUGAGCAGGAAUAUUAAAAAGGGAUGGAGGACCAAAAUCGGAGAGGAUGGCAAGGAAUGUAUGGAUGGUUUGGAGAAACGGAUUCGAGAUGUUUGUGGAGAGAGAUGUCCCAAAUAUGAGCUGCAUUUCCCGCUAGCCGGAUGCGGAAACGAAAAAAUGAUGGACGCACCAUUGAAUUUAUUUGUUGCCCGAAAUCCGAUCGGAUCGGUUUGGUGGAUGGAAAAGUUGUUUAGUUUUCAUAAUUUUCCAAUUUAA